Molecule: messenger RNA, 1587 nt
Organism: Cercospora beticola
Lineage: Eukaryota; Fungi; Ascomycota; Dothideomycetes; Mycosphaerellales; Mycosphaerellaceae
Molecular function (GO): monooxygenase activity; iron ion binding; heme binding
Source: RefSeq, a predicted model, not a curated record
AUGUCGUCGUUUGUCCUUGAACCAGAACGGUCGUUAGUACCACUUUUUGCCUUUCUUGCCAUUCUGACCUCGGCGGCCAUCUUCAGACACAUCAAUCGAUCAAGCUUGAACCAGGUUCCCCACGCCCAUUGGAGUUGCGGCGUAUCUUCCGCUUGGGUCUUAUGGCAGCGAUAUAGAGGAAAAGAACUAAAAAUUCUGGAAGCAAAGCAUCGAAAACUCGGCCCCAUCCUGAGAGUCGGGCCGGCGGAUUUGUCUAUCAACUCUUACGAGCAUGGAGUCAGACCGAUAUACAAUGGAAGCUUUGAGAAGCCAGAAUAUUUCAGGUUCUACCGCUACUACGGACGCAAAACCUCUUUCUCGAGUAUGAAAAGACACGAUCAUUCCAUGCGAAGGAAAAGAGUAUCCGCUGCGCUGGCCAAGACGGCGUUGUUCACUUCGGAACCCCUUCGUACAACAGUGGACCAGAUUCUCUACCAGAGACUCUUGCCCCUCAUCGAAGGACACCAAGGACUUUCACUCGACAUUCUACCUUUAUGCUACGCCCUCAGUCUGGAUGCGUUGACAAGCACUUUGUUGGGUGCUCCAGCUGGGACGAAGUAUUUGCUUGAUUUGCCCAGUGUUGGUCUUUGGCUCGAAAACUAUGAACUGAUGUACUGUAAGCAGGCGUUCUGGCCACAAGAGCUUCCGGGAUGGACAAGAGCCUUGAGAAAAAUCGGAGUAGACAUGCUACCGAGGUCGUACUACACAUCACGAGAAGCGCUUGAGGAGUGGCUUCUUGAGAUCUGCGAUCGGGCUGAGCUCGACAUUACAGUCAUGAACCCAACAGGUCUGUCAAAAGAGCCAGCUUCGUUGUAUCAAGUCUUGAAAGCAGCAGUUGAGAUAGACUCGCCACAGAUGAGCCGCGAAGAGCAGAGACUGGAAAUUGCAAGUGAGCUCUUCGAUCAAAUCUCUGGCGCUCGAGAAGUUCUAGGGCUUGUAUUGGCGUACACGAUUCUCUACAUCUCUCAAAAUCCCGAUGCACAAGAGAAGCUGAGGAACGAGGUUUUAGCCUGCAUGCCUCGUGCCAAGUCUGAAGAUGCGACCUAUCAUGAUGACAGAGGCGGCGAUGCAGAGUUGAAAGAAGCACAGUCGCCAGCUCCAGCAUCGUUGGACCGACUCCCGUACCUAUCAGCUGUCUUGAAAGAGUCCUUUCGCAUGCGGCCGAACAGCACACCCUUGCCACGGGUCACACCACAAGAUCGUUCUGUGUCUCUCGCUGGAUUCGAGAUUCCUCCCAGUACGCGAGUCAACGUCUUCCAGUGGUUCAUUCAUCGGAACCCAGAGACGUUCGACUGCGUCGACGAGUGGCACCCUGAGCGCUGGAUCAGCGACAGCGGAACACUGAAAGUUGGCUCUGAUCAACCUCUCUGGGCGUUCGGAAGUGGCAGCCGAAUGUGUGUCGGCGCGUCGCUCUCGCAGUAUUUGAUGAAACACACUCUUGCCGCCAUAUACUCACGAUUUUCUUCGAAGAUUGUCGCGAAGAAGCAGAAUGUACAAGAACCAGGAUCUCUCGAAGAUGAAAUCAUCGUGGUGUUUGAAUCUCUAUAG